Manis javanica (Malayan pangolin) is the source of this 4749-nucleotide messenger RNA. It is a transcript of the gene MVB12B, whose product is annotated as multivesicular body subunit 12B. The record is from RefSeq and is a predicted model, not a curated record. Lineage: Eukaryota; Metazoa; Chordata; Mammalia; Pholidota; Manidae. Gene Ontology annotation, cellular component: late endosome; ESCRT I complex. Gene Ontology annotation, biological process: virus maturation; regulation of epidermal growth factor receptor signaling pathway; viral budding.
AAAUGGUUCAGACCAGAGUACAAGAAGUGCCAGGAUGCUGUCCUGAGGUUCCACGGUGGACACCUCUCAGCCUGGGCACUGUCCCCUAUGGGCAGCUCCGAGAGCUGGCUGGCUAUUCUCCUGGGUGCUGCAUGAACCCUGGCCUCAGCUUACAGUCUCCUAAGGAGGAUUGCUGGAAUUCAUUGAUCAUGGCAUGGAAAAAUCCUCCUGGCUUGGAAAACACUUCCCGCUAACUGACCCCAUCAAAGUCCUGGACCAAUCAACCAUGCCUGAAGUCAAAGACCUUUCGGAAGCCUUGCCAGAGACGUCAAUGGACCCCAUCACGGGAGUGGGGGUGGUGGCUUCUCGGAACCGAGCCCCAACAGGCUAUGAUGUAGUGGCACAGACAGCAGAUGGCGUGGAUGCUGACCUCUGGAAAGACGGCUUAUUUAAAUCCAAGGUUACCAGAUACCUGUGUUUCACAAGAUCAUUUUCCAAAGAAAAUAGUCAUUUAGGGAACGUGUUAGUGGAUAUGAAGCUCAUUGACAUCAAGGACACUCUGCCUGUUGGCUUCAUCCCAAUUCAGGAGACGGUGGACACACAGGAAGUGGCUUUUAGAAAGAAGAGGCUGUGCAUUAAAUUUAUCCCACGGGAUUCAACUGAAGCUGCCAUUUGUGACAUUCGGAUCAUGGGCCGGACCAAGCAGGCACCUCCUCAGUACACAUUUAUUGGGGAACUGAACAGCAUGGGCAUCUGGUAUCGAAUGGGCAGAGUACCAAGAAAUCAUGACUCAUCUCAACCCACAACGCCUUCCCAGUCAUCAGCUGCUUCCACCCCAGCCCCCAACCUCCCCAGGCACAUCUCUCUAACGCUCCCUGCUACCUUCCGAGGCCGGAACAGCACUCGGGCCGACUACGAGUACCAGCACUCCAAUCUGUACGCCAUAUCAGCAAUGGAUGGUGUGCCUUUUAUGAUUUCAGAGAAGUUUUCUUGUGUUCCAGAAAGUAUGCAGCCCUUUGACCUCUUAGGAAUCACCAUCAAAUCUCUGGCAGAAAUUGAAAAAGAGUACGAGUACAGCUUCCGCACCGAGCAGAGUGCUGCUGCCAGGCUGCCACCCAGCCCCACCCGGUGUCAGCAGAUCCCCCAGUCCUGAGAGGCCACCUGCUGCCCUGCAGGGAGAAGAGCCUCUGGCCGAACUACUGAGCGCCCUCCCUGGCCCGGGCCUCCUGCCCGCCCUUCGCACUGCCCCCCCGCGGCUCAUCCGGGAGACUCCGGGCAGCUGAGCUGCUCCUUCCUCGGUCAUCUGCUCGCCUGACGUGACACCCCCGCCUCCCUGGGGACGUUCAUAAUCUCGACUAAUCUACAUGUGCUGUACUGACCACAGCUCCUAACAUAUCUGUGUGAUGACCAGUCGUCCUACAAGCAACCCCACCCACUGCAGGAGCCACCCCCGAGAGGCCUGGAUACUUGCCUGGCUGCCCAGUGACACCACCGGCUCCUCACUACUGACUCGCCUGCCGCUGCUGUCCUUCUGGAAGACCCAGGGUGGAGAGGGGGGUGGCGGCUUCGCAUGGCACCUCCUGAGCUCGCUGGUCGCCCCAGCCCAGGGCUGCCAUGGAACCAGCCCCAAGCAUUUCAUGGUGACCCUGAGGAAACAGGCAGAAGCUGCGGGUCCCCAGGCGGACCGGGGCCUGGCUCCCUGCCCCACCCCCACCGUGGACAUCCCUUGGAUUUAUCACUCGAUUCACAAACUGGAUGUCCUGCGGCCGGGGAGCAGCACACCCCAGCCCCCGGCACAGAGACGCACCUUCCGGGUGAGGAGGCUGAGCGACUGGCACUCAGGAGCCUCGCUGCCCCGACACCGUGCCACCAAGGUCACAGCCUCUCCCCACAAAGGGCUUAUCCACAACGCCCACGUGCCACCGCAGCUCCCACUGCUGCAGCCCGUGCACCAGCCCCAAGGACAGACCCUCCCGGGGCCAAGGCUCUGUGGGCCAGUGCCCAGCCCCGGGGGAGGGACGUGCCCCGUGGCCACCUGGCUCCCAGAGCCGGGCCAUCUUGAUGGCUUCCAUGCACAGCAACAGUUGUUUCAAAAGGCCAUCUGACCCAGGUCACCAAACUGAGGCCAACUGAAACUUCCGUCACAAGUGGCCAGUGAACAUGCUGGCCUUGCUCACCGCGCCAGCCGCCAAGUCCAGCCCCACACACAUUCGUCACGAGAAUGGGGGUGCUGCAUCCCUGGAGGCUCGAGCCCUCGCCCCACAGCCUCCGUGUGUCCUAAUUCCACAGAUUGCUGCUCUCUCCCACCUUGGGGGUCACCAGGCGGUUGGCUCUUUGGAUGUGAGGGUCCGUGUGUGUCUGGAGUCUGGUGUGUUGGUGGCCCGGGGCAGCAGUGAGGUUUCCGCGGCAGGAAGGCAGCACAGGUGAGCCUCCCCUGCUGCCGGGGACAGUCCCUCCUCCUGCAGUCCCCGGAUGCACAGGGCCAGCUGGGUGGCCGGAGCACAGCAGGAAUGGACCCGGAGGGGGUGGGGCAAGAUACCUCAUGGACCUGCAGCAGCCCCACCAUGCUUGACCCUCACUUUGAUACCUCCUGAUUUCUGGUGGGGAGCGGUCCCCUCCCGCCUUCCUGAGGCCCGAGGGCAUCCCUGGUGGGCUGGCCUCCCCGCACCUCCCACGCAGCAAAGUGGCAGGAAAACACGGGUCAUCUUGGAACCCACCCAUCAGGGUCCAGGAGGUCCAGGCCCCGUGCGGAUUGGCGGGAUGGCGCUCACACAGGAGAGUGCAGAUGAGCGGGUCCACAGGUACCCACUGGAAUAAGCUAAUUGUGUUUCUGGGAACUUGGGGGAGCCCCAUGGGGCCCAGAGAACCUGUGUCUGCUGCUGCUGUUUGGUCCACAGCCAAGUGACUGGUGUGCCUCAAAGCCCGACAGCGAAGGGUGAUGUGCAGCAGUCGUGGGGUACAGAGCUCUGGUCACUUCAGUCUGGUUUGUGCGCUUUGUCCUUCCAUGUGUUUUCACGCCCUGGGUGUGCGAUUGUGUCUAACAGGCACACCCAGAGGCCCCUCUCAUUGGACUGACAACCAGGCGUGUCCAUAGCUGAUGGGCCCUGGAAGGUACAUAGACAACAAUGUGGAGUCCCUUGUGUGGGGGGCAUCCUGCAGUUCUAGGACAGAGAACAAGGCAGGGCUGCAGGGCCCCCAGGAAGCGGCAGAGCUGUGCCAACUGGGUGAGGCAAGCCGGAGAGACUGCCUGGCAGUACUGACUGAGCCUGGGUCUGACGCUGACUGUGAAUGCUGCAGUAAACAGCAGCUUAAGAUGUUAAGACAUUAAGCAGCAAUAGUGUUAAGAAAAGUUGGCAUCUGUGGUAGAUUUUAGGCUGCUGCUAACCCUCUGCCUCUUUGCCUUGAGAGUUGGGUAAUGGUAGGCCGGGGUACUCACGCACACCUCACCACGUAGGACUCGUGCAGGCCACAGGGGAGCCCAGAAGUGAGGCUCUGGCUUCCUUCUGGGAGGGUGCUUUUCCUCACAAACCCUCUGGCCACAUGGGGAGGGAAGAAUGGGGUUUUCGUAGAAAUGUGAAGGGCAGGGCCUCACCCUCGGCCCCCAGCAGCCUCUGCCCCUCCUGAAAAGACCGAGCAGAGCACAAUGUCCUGUUGCCCCCUCCCUUCCCUCUGAUAAUUCAAGGCCUCUCUCCAAAGGCCUUGGACAUGGCGCAGCAGUGGCGAGGAGUAAGUGGUUUGCUCCAGGUUCACAUGCAAACGUCUAACAAGGCCUGCUUUCCCACCCCAAGUUCAGGGACUAAUGUCGGCCACAGCCCCCCUCUGCUCGGAGAAAUGAGAACCCCGAGGGGGGAGAAACAGCAGGGGAGACCCCCACCUGCCUGCCCUCGCUCCCAGUCAGAGGACGGCCGCUGCCACCUGCCCUGAUCCGCAAGGCAGGGGACAAGGACGAAUGCCGCCAGGCACUAGGCCGGCACUUUAAGCACAUUUUCUCCCAUCAUUCCCCCUAAAGAAAAAACAAAUACCCAAAAGUGGAUGUUGUUUACUCCUUGUUACAGAUGAAGUUGAGACUUGUCCUCAGACACAAAGCUGGUAAGUGGCAGGAACAGGGUUCGGACGGAGUCCUGUCUGGCCCCAGAGCCCACUGGGCCAGCUGUCCUGAGCACCUGCCUCACUGGCCUUGUCUCCAGUCCAGUCACAGACCUCCCCACUGCCACCAGUCCCAUUGCUUCUAGCACACUGGUGUCACCAUGUCGCCACGCCAUUUGCGCUGAGCAUGGGGCAAAAGCCCUGCGGCCCUGCUCACCCCACCCAGAAAAGGGCUCCCCCGAGGCUGCUGGCUGACCCUCAUUUGCAGGGAACCCCAGCCUGCACCUCCUCUGAGACCAGAGAGCCUAAAGGCAAAGAAGGGCCUUGACACAGCAGCCACGUGCCCACAGGGCGUGCAGAGGGGGCGCUCUUUGAUGCGGUUCAUUGUCUACCCACUCCUGGGGCCUGGUGGAGGGGGCCGCAGUCAGCCUGGCUUUCUGCACCUGCUCUGAACCGGCCCGGCAGGGACCGGCUGUCACUGCUAUGGCAGGGCUCCUGUUCUCUCCACAAAGGGCGUGUGGCCACGCAGGGCCUCGAACAGGCUGCUGCGCACUCACCGUAGGAACAACGUCUUUACCGCGUGCAUUUAUUUAAGGUGUGACUCUCAUACUUGGCAAAGGGAAGUUUCACUGUGUGAUUGUCUUCUUAAUAUAAUUUGUUAAAUAAACAUUUGUUUUAACCUUU